Molecule: messenger RNA, 4443 nt
Organism: Anopheles cruzii
Lineage: Eukaryota; Metazoa; Arthropoda; Insecta; Diptera; Culicidae
Exons: 12
Coding region: 1-4443 (1480 amino acids)
Molecular function (GO): oxidoreductase activity
Source: RefSeq, a predicted model, not a curated record
AUGAACGACAUUGGUGUCCGAUUUCGCGGGCUUCUGCAGCGACCGUAUGAGCCUACGAUAGUGCCCAAGUCUAACGGUCAGCUGUACUUCGAUAUGCCCGAUAGUUACUUAACGGAAAACUAUCGACCGUUUGGACCCACAUUGCAGAACCGUUACAACACCAACGCUCCGACGCGAAUCUCUUUAGCGAACAUCACGCCGGAACCAAACCUGGCGUUCGCGGAUCCGGUGAGUCGGCGGGGGGCGUUUUCUGUGUUCCAGCCAACACACCAGCAAGCGGCGGCCAGCCUUAUCGAACUGUUCCUGAACCAAACGAACCCGGAAACGCUCAGCGCAAUGGCCGCUUAUACGCGUGAUCGCGUCAAUGGGCCCAUGUUCCAGUAUUCACUCUCCGUAGCCCUCAUGCAUCGUCCCGAUACGCGGAACGUAGAGAUUCCCAAUUUUCUGGAACUCUUCCCAGACCGGUACGUGAGUCCGACGGUGUUACCACAGCUACGGGAGGAAGGAAACUUGGUCGACCAGGACAGCAGGCGAGCGGUGGAAAUUCCGAUGAAUUUCACGGCCUCCGACCGGGUCGAUGAGCAACGGCUGGGCUACUGGAGGGAAGACAUCGGAGUCAACCUUCACCAUUGGCAUUGGCACCUGGUAUACCCGGCGCGUGGCCCAGAUCGUAUCGUGCGAAAGGAUCGACGGGGAGAGCUGUUUUACUACAUGCACCAGCAGACGAUGGCUCGCUACACCGCCGAGCGGUUUGCUAAUGGUUUGGGUCGCGUACGGCCGUUCAAUAACUUUCGAGAACGGAUCGCCGAGGGAUACUUUCCCAAGAUUACACGCAGCUCUGAUGGGAGGUCUUAUCCUUCGCGUCAUCCGAAUGAAAUUCUUAGCGACUUAAAUCGCGUUGAAGAUGGCGUUGUGGUUUCAAUAGCGAACAUGGAAACCUGGACGGCCAGGAUAUUCGAAGCCAUCAACAGUGGUUUCGCUCAGUCGGCCAACGGUCAACGUGUUCCUUUGGAUAACCAAGCUGGAAUCGAUUUGCUGGGCAACAUGGUCGAAGCGAGUACGUUAUCGGUCAAUCCGCAGCUCUACGGGGACUUGCAUAACAACGGACACAACAUGUUGGGCUACAUACACGAUCCAGAUAACUCUUUUCUGGAAGGGUUCGGUGUGGUAGGCGAUAAUACGACCGCAAUGCGUGAUCCGGUGUUUUACCGUUGGCAUCAACACAUCGAUAACCUUUUCGUGACACACAAGCAGCGGUUCAGUCCAUACGGUAGCAAAGAGCUACUGUACGCUGACGUGUCCGUCGACGACUUCGCCAUUGAGCUAAACAAAGCCAAUGCUCCGCCGAAUAUUCUUCUCACUUUCUGGCAAAGGUCGCAAGUAAACCUGGGCACAGGGCUUGACUUUGGUCCCGCUGGCAAUUUGUUCGCCACUUUUACCCAUCUUCAGCAUGCCCCGUUUUCCUACAAGAUCAAGUCCACGAACCGGGCUAACGAAACGCGCCGAGGAACCGUACGCAUAUUCGUGGGUCCCAAGACGGACGAGCUAGGCAACGCUAUUGCGUUCCCUGACCAGCGGCGUCUGAUGAUUGAAUUGGACAAGUUUACGGUGUCGUUGAACCCAGGGCUCAAUACGAUCAUUCGACGUUCCGAUCAAUCGAGUGUGACUAUUUCUUACGAGCGAACCUUUACGAAUGUGGCCGCAUCAGCUAUAACUCGCAACGACGCGAUACAAUUUUGCAACUGCGGUUGGCCUUCCCAUUUGCUGCUUCCUAAGGGAGGGCCCGGUGGUAUAGAGUAUGAGUUCUUCGUCAUGAUUUCCGACUACAGUCAGGACCGCGUUGAGGACUUCGAUGAAUCUGUGAACUGCAACGAUUCCCACUCAUUCUGUGGUUUACGUGAUCGCCGCUAUCCGGAUGCCCGGAACAUGGGCUAUCCGUUCGAUCGUUUUACUGCUCCCACCGUGGGAACUCUGGCACAAUUCAUAAAGCCAUACGGAAACAUGCGCACAACACCGGUGAAAAUUCGCUUUACGAAUACGGUGAUCGCGCGAUGGUUCGCGCAGGCUAGUGAGCGGACGAACCCGGGAAAGCUUAUUGCAGAAGCGCUCGACGUUGUAGCGUGCAAUCAGCUGUUGGUGCAUGUAGUAAAACAGCUCUCCUCGUCGAUCCUUUCGGACGACCGUAUCCGGGCCUUCUCCUGGGUAGACCAGGUGCCAAUGCCAAUGGUGCAGGUUGACUCCGAUAUCUUCUCGGAAGUACGCCAAACGCUGCUCGUCUUCGCGAUCGGAGGCGGUGUAGUUCAUCGGAAUAUCGAUCGUCAUCUAGAAGAACCAAGCAACCUGACAGACUACGUCAUCAUGUCUACGAUCGGUCACAAGUUUCGCGGAUUGCUGCAGCAUCCGUACGAACCAUUGUUUUUCCCGAAAAACGAAGGACAACUGUUGUUCGAUUUGCCCGAACGAUUCUUCACCGAGCGCUACCGUCCUAUCGGGCUAAAUUUGACCAAUCGGUUUAGUAUUGCACUGUCGGCUGGAGGAGCUAGUGGGACCGGUGCGGUGCCGCAACGCGUUGCCAUACCGGACAUUCCGGAGCCGAACCUCAAGUUUGCGGAAGACGUUCCCCGGCGAGGCGCAUUUUCCCUGUUCAUCCCGAAGCACCGCCGGAUCGCGGGACAAUUGAUUGAAUUUUUCUUGUCGCAGGCUGACGCCGACUCGCUCGUAGCAGUGGCCGCGUUUGCAAGAGAUCGCCUGAACGGUCCCCUGUUCCAGUACGCGCUAUCGACGGCGCUUCUCCAUCGCAGCGAUACGGAAAGUGUUCCCGUUCCCUCAUUCCUGCACCUCUUUCCCGACCAGUUCGUAGAUCCAGCCGUCUUUCCUAGGAUGCUCGAAGAAGGUCGUGCCGUCCUCGAACCGAACCGGAUGGCUGUGGAUAUACCGCUAAAUUACACGGCUUCGGAUAGAAUCACGGAACAGCGAAUGGCUUACUUCCGAGAGGACAUCGGUGUCAACUUGCACCACUGGCACUGGCAUUUGGUGUAUCCGGCCGAAGGCCCACCUAGUGUCGUGCAGAAGGAUCGACGUGGCGAGUUGUUCUACUACAUGCACCAACAGCUGGUCGCCAGAUAUCAAAUCGAUCGCUUCUGCAAUGGACUGGGAUUCGUUGCGGCGCUCGAUAGUUUGCGAGGUCCUAUCCCUGAGGCCUACUAUCCGAAAAUUAUACGGAGUGCCAACAACCGUACCUAUCCGGCACGGUACCGGAACAUGACGCUGGCGGACGUCGAUAGACCGGACGAUGAGCUGAGAGUAAUAAUCAGUGACGUCGAGCAGCAGCUACAGCGGGUGAUGGAAGCUAUCGAUGAAGGAUGGGCAGUCAUGACCAGCGGCCAACGCGUACCCUUGGACAACUUCAGAGGAAUCGACAUUCUGGGCAAUAUUGUCGAAAGUUCCGCAAUCUCGAUCAAUCCCCGGCUGUACGGAGAUACACACAACAGUGGACACGUUUUGCUCGCGUUCAUCCACGAUCCGCAGGGCGAGUAUUUGGAAAGUUUCGGUGUGAUGGGCGAUGUAACGACGGCGAUGCGUGAUCCGAUAUUCUACCGAUGGCACCUCUACGUGGACAGUAUUUUCCAACGGCACAAGAACCGCUUCUCGCCCUACACGGCCACCGAUUUGUCGAACCCCGGAGUGAACCUGGUAAAGUUCGAAACCGAGCUCGACAGGCAGCCGGCGGCGAAGAACAUGCUGCUAACCUUCUGGCAGCGGUCGCAGGUCGAUCUGGGGGCCGGACUUGAUUUUGGCCCGGAAGGAAACGCUUUCGUUACCUUCACGCACCUGCAGCACGCAGCAUUCAAUUAUCGCUUCCAGAUAACCGUAUCCGGGGCGGCACGCGACGGCACGAUCCGUAUUUACCUCGCUCCUACGCGCAACGAACGCGCAAGGCCUUUGUCGCUGGAGGAGCAACGGCGUAAUGCAAUCGAAAUGGACACGUUCCGGGUGAGCUUGAAAUCGGGUGUGAACAACAUACUUCGUCGAUCGGCGAACUCGAGUGUCGUAAUUCCCUACGAACGUACCUUCCGAAACGUCGCUCAAUCGAACGUAGGCGAUACGUCUUUCCGGUUCUGCGGCUGCGGGUGGCCCUCGCAUAUGCUCGUUCCCAAAGGAGACGCGUUCGGGGUGGAGUACGAUCUCUUUGCGAUGGUGUCAAACUACGCCAACGAUAAAGUUGAUCCUCAAUUCGAUGAAAAAAUGGGAUGCAAUGACUCACACUCGUUCUGCGGUUUGAAGGACAGGACGUAUCCCGAUGCGCGGAAUAUGGGCUUCCCGUUUGAUCGCCGCUUUCCCAACGCGGUCAGGUCAAUGGCAGACUUUGUCGCGCCUUAUCAAAACAUGCGCCUGGCGAGGGUAACGGUGCGCUUUACGAACACCGUUGUUGCGCGAACCUAA